AUGAACGUUCGACCUUUUGUUCAGUUAGACAAUCUCAACCCUGCUUUAGACCAUCAAAAGAUAAGAGUCCGUAUCAUAAGACUUUGGAAAUCAUUCAAGUCCCUUCAGAUGGUCUUCGUUGAUAGUGAUGGUACAAGGAUACAUGCAUCUAUUGAAGAUGGUUUGUUCAACAGGUUUCAAAACCAGCUCGCUGUCGGCGAGUCUAAAAUAGUCGAUACGUUCAGCUUAGUGGAUUAUGCUAAUGUAAUCGGCCAAAUUGUCAGUGUUGGAAAUCUUAAUAGCGUCAAAACGAAAGGGAAGGAUAAUGUCAAAUUGAGCUUCGAUUUGCAAGAUUUAACGUAUGUAACUUUAAAACCCAAAGUGACAUUAUAUGAGGAGUUUUUCAUUGUGAACGAAAAGAGUACUAUGGACCAAAUCGUUUAUGCACUUGAAGACGAUACUGCACCUAUUCCUGGAAGUCUCUCUGCCUUGGUAGGGAGGACUAUGCUGUUUAAAAUUUCGAUUACAAUCAAAAAUUUAAAAAGCGACAAGUCUGCUUAUGUUGUCGAAAAGUUUUGGGAAAAGGAAGACAUGGUUGUGCAAUUUGGAAAGGAACUGUAUGGAAGGAAUGAACUUUAG
Camelina sativa (false flax) is the source of this 618-nucleotide messenger RNA. NCBI's taxonomy places the organism in Eukaryota, Viridiplantae, Streptophyta, Magnoliopsida, Brassicales, Brassicaceae. The record is from RefSeq and is a predicted model, not a curated record.